Molecule: messenger RNA, 378 nt
Organism: Heterobasidion irregulare TC 32-1
Lineage: Eukaryota; Fungi; Basidiomycota; Agaricomycetes; Russulales; Bondarzewiaceae
Exons: 4
Coding region: 1-378 (125 amino acids)
Source: RefSeq, a predicted model, not a curated record
AUGGUCAAUCUUUCGUCUUCGAGUAAAAUCCGCAAAAAGGGGCCAACAGCCGGUAAAUAUAUGGAUCAAAAGGAUGCAUCUUUAGCGUUAGCACUUUCCAUUGGAGAAGCGCAGGAGGACAGAACUCGACAGAAGGUCGGGAAAAUCAACAAAGCACAGAAGGCACCGAAGGAUGACCGUAAGACGAGGAGCGCUGCGCAGACUAAACUGAAGGACGCCACAGCUAUCUUACUGGCUCGGAAAUGCGAUGCGAAGAAGGCGAAGACGAAGUUGCGAAGAGAAUCAAAACGGAAGCAAUCGCGCGCUAACGCAGUUGACAUCUCGGUUUCCAAUGAUGCGCAGAGUACGCCAAUCAGGAAGAAAGUCUCGUUUGCAUAG